This is a messenger RNA of Spirodela intermedia, 228 nucleotides long. NCBI's taxonomy places the organism in Eukaryota, Viridiplantae, Streptophyta, Magnoliopsida, Alismatales, Araceae. The record is from the annotation of a GenBank genome assembly.
AUGAGCAGCAGGAUGUUGAGGUCCGGAAUUCGAAGUGAAAGUUUUGAUUUGCCCGUUCCUUGUCGUCAUGGAAAAGAAAGGCAGAAAUUAGAAAGAGAUUAUUCCCCUGGAGCUUGUCCAGUACCAGCAGUACUAAAAAUCCAUCUCCUUCGCCGUUUCUACCUGGCGCUGCCGCCUUGCAUGCAAGCGAAGCGCUAUUGGCGGCAAUUAAUACUCACUGAGCGAUGA